This is a messenger RNA of Suillus fuscotomentosus, 1305 nucleotides long. Its product is annotated as major facilitator superfamily domain-containing protein. Gene Ontology annotation, cellular component: fungal-type vacuole membrane. The transcript has 13 exons. The coding region runs from base 1 to 1305 and encodes 434 amino acids. Gene Ontology annotation, biological process: transmembrane transport. Gene Ontology annotation, molecular function: transmembrane transporter activity. The record is from RefSeq and is a predicted model, not a curated record. Lineage: Eukaryota; Fungi; Basidiomycota; Agaricomycetes; Boletales; Suillaceae.
AUGUCCACACCUUUCCCCAGUGAUGAAACUGCAACGCAGGCUCCCGAAAACGUCUCGCAACUCGUCAAAGACGCUGGAAAUCCCAGCCUUGUCGACCUCUCGGAUGCACUAGGUUUGCCCGAAGGUGGUUUUGACGCUUGGGGCACAGUGCUGGGCUCUUUCUUGAUUCAAUUCUGUGGCUUCGGAUAUGUCAGCGCUUACGGUGUCUUCCAGGACUUUUACACUCAAACAUACCUAACCAAUUCCACACCAUCUGCAAUCGCCUGGAUAGGAAGUGUUAAUGCGUUCUUGAUAUUAUCAGUUGGUAUCGUGUCAGGAAGGAUGGUCGACCAGGGCGCAUUUUACCCUGUGAUGAAAAUCGGCUGUCUCCUUCAAUGCUUCUUCCUCUUUAUGUUGUCUCUAACGAAACCAGAUGGGUAUUAUCAAAUAUUUCUUUCCCAAGGUAUCGGUCUCGGUAUUGCAAUAGGCCUCACAAAUGUCCCGUCCAUCGCCAUAGUGUCGCAUCACUUCCAGCGACGCAGAGCUGUUGCGAUGGGAAUUGUCGUGGCAGGGUCGUCACUGGGUGCAAUCUUGUACCCCGUCAUGCUCAACAAUCUCAUCAAUGGAAGACUUGGCUUUGCAAAUGGUGUCCGUGCAAGCGCAGCCUUGAAUGGCGGCCUACUUUUUAUCGCAAAUCUCUUGCUGCGAACAAGGCUUCCACCGCAACCAAAGGCCGUCAGCUACACCCGCGUUCUGCGAAACUCAUCGAGAGAUGGCGCUUACAUGUGUGCUUGUGUAGGGUGCGUAAGCUUUGCAAUACUCGAUUAUAUGAACACUAAAGUUCCUUUCACUGCCUUUUAUCUUCAGUUAGAUUCCACCCUGCAUGGUCUAAGUCAAGGAUUUUCAUUUUAUUCACUCACAAUUUUUAGUUCUGGUGGUUUCAUGGGAAGACUUACUGUAGGUUUUAUCUCUGCCUACGUGGGCAUCCCAAACACCAUCAUCGUCUCUUCAUUAAUAUCCUCCGCUGUACUAUUUGCAAUGGUUGGCCUGCACUCGGCCACCAGUGUAGCUGUUAUAGCUGCAAGCUAUGGGUUUUUUUCCGGAGGUGUUGUAGCGAUGAUGGGCCCGGCGAUAUCGAUUCUGACUCCUGAAAUAUCACAUAUUGGUGCACGGAUAGGGAUAGCGUUUGCAAUAGCUGGCAUUGGAUCACUCCUGGGUGCACCGAUUUGUGGAGCGUUCUUGACGUCUCAUUACAUUUGGUGGAAGGCUGUUAUCUUUGCUGGGGUGAGCGAACCAUGUCAAGCUGCACUGCUGGUUUUUGGCUAA